Phyllostomus discolor (pale spear-nosed bat) is the source of this 1929-nucleotide messenger RNA. It is a transcript of the gene FAM151A, whose product is annotated as family with sequence similarity 151 member A. Bases 113 to 1870 code for a protein of 585 amino acids. NCBI's taxonomy places the organism in Eukaryota, Metazoa, Chordata, Mammalia, Chiroptera, Phyllostomidae. The transcript has 8 exons. The record is from RefSeq and is a predicted model, not a curated record.
GAGAGAACUGGGUGCUGCUGGGAGCUCCUGCCUCCCACCCAAUCCCAACUGCAGACCUUUCAGGGACUCUGGGCCGUGAGGAGCUGUGAGGCAGUGUCCAAAGAGGGUCAGCAUGGCCUGCAAGCAGUGCUCAAACAAGUGGGCCAUUGCCAGUAUCGCCAGCGUGAUCCUGGUGUUUGUCAUCGGAUUGGUCCUGUGCUUCACGCUGCAGGAGGUCGCCCAGCCAGGCUGUAAGCAGGAUGAGGCUUGUCGCCCUGAUGCAGACAUGCUGGACUACUUGCUGAGCCUGGGCCAGAUCAGCCAACGGGACGGCCUGCUGGUCACCUGGUACCAUGGUGCUAACAGCCAGGAGGAGAUGAGGGCUGCCCUGAACAGCAGCGUCAUGGUCCUGGAGGCGGACAUCACCGUAGAAGGGCUCAACACAGCCAACGAGACAGGGGUCCCCAUCAUGGCGCACCCCCCGGCCAUCUACAGCGACAACACCCUGCAGCAGUGGCUGGAGGCUGUACUGGCCUCUUCCCAGAAGGGUAUCAAGCUAGACUUCAAGAGUCUCAAGGCCGUGGGCCCCUCCCUGGACCUCCUGCGGCAGCUGACACUGGAUGGGAAAGUCCGGAGGCCUGUGUGGAUCAAUGCCGACAUCCUGAGGGGCCCGAAUGUGCCUAUCUCCAUUGAAAUCAACGCGACACAGUUCCUGGCCGUGGUCCAGGAAAAGUACCCUGAGGCCACCCUGUCUCCAGGCUGGACCACCCUCUACGUGCCCCUGUUCCCGAACAGCACAUACACCCGAGCCAUGGUGGAGAAGAUGCAGGGGCUGGUAGGAGCGCUGCCACAGAGGGUCACCUUCCCCGUGCGGGCUGUCAUGGUGCGGGCUGCCUGGCCCCACUUCAGCUGGCUGCUGGGCCAGUCUGACAGGUACAGCCUGACGCUGUGGCAGGGCACCGCGGACCCAGUGUCAGUGGAUGAUCUCCUCUACUUCCGAGACAACUGUGCCACCCACCAAAUCUACUAUGAUCUCUUCGAGCCUGUCCUGUCGAAGUUCAAGCAGCUUGCCAUGAACGCCACACGGAAGCGAAACUACUACACAGGGGGCAGCCUGAUCCCUCUUCUCCAGCUUCCCGGGAGCGACAGCCUGAGGGUGGAGUGGCAGGUUCCCGACAUCCAGAGCAAUGGAACAGCAGUGACAGUUCAGCUCCCAGACAAAGAAGGCAUGAUCCUGCUGAACGUUGGUCUCCAGAAGCCCACAGCUGGGGACGCUGUGCCUGUCGUACGUGCCCCGGGUAGCCCUACCCUGACGCUGGAGUCGUGCCUGCUGCAGCUCGCCGCACAUCCUGGACGCUGGGGAGUCCAUCUGCACAUAGCAGAGCCCACGGCCCUUCGGCCGUCCCUGGCGGUGCUGGCCCACCUCUCCGACCUUGGUCACCUUUCUCGGCCUGUGUGGGUGGGGACCACAGUCUCCUAUGGCAGUUUUGCAGUGCCUGGCCACGUGGCCGGCGAAGAGUUGCUUACAGCUGUGUCUGAGGUUUUCCCCCACGUGACAGUGGCACCGGGCUGGCCCAAGGAGGUACUAGGCAGUGGCUACAAGGAACAGCUGGUCACAGAUAUGCUGGAGCUGUGCCAGGGUCUCUGGCAACCUGUGUCCUUCCAGCUGCAGGCGGGGCCACUGGGCCAGAGCAUGGCUGGAGUCGUGGCCAGGUUACUGGCAGCCUCCCCCCGGGCCACUGUCACAGUGGAACACAGCCCUGCGGAGGACAGCUAUGCAUCUGUGCGGACAGCGCUGCUGGCAGCCAGGGCCGUGGACAGCACCAGGGUGUACUACAGGCUGCCCCAGAGUCAUCGCAGAGAUUUGCUGGCAGAUGCUGGCAGAAACUGACCACCCAGGGGUGCUUCCCAUGGGGGAGGCAGGAAGAAAUAAAUGCCUCUGCCUUCCUC